AUGGCGGCGCCGCCGCCGCCCGCCCUCAGCUGGGCGCUGCCCCUGCUGGCGGCGCUGGCGGGCGCCACCGGACCCCAGAGCUUCGAGCUGCCGGGGGCCCCCAUCGACAACAUCGAGGUGAGCGGCGGCGCCGUGCUGGUGGCGGGCGGCAGCUGCCUCUACGAACUGCGGCCCGAGCUGCGGCCCCGGCGCCGCGUGGUGCCGGCGGCGGGGCAGAGCUGCGGGGAGCCCCCCGGCAUGCGCAGCAACCUGCUGCUGUACUACGAGGAGGCCGGCGGGGUGGGCGUCCUGCUGACCGGCUGGACCCAGGAGGACGGUGCCUGCCAGGUGUGGGAACAGCCCUCCUACCGCCAGCGCUUGAACGAAAGAGAGGUGGUCAGUUGCCUGCCCGACGGCUCCACCGCCGGCGUCGUCUUCCAGCAGGCCGGCGCCUGGUACCUGGCUGUGGCGGCCACCUACUCAACCAGCGCUGACACGAACCACUUGCGCUGCGAGCCCUCCAAGUCCGACAAGGAGACCGUCAUCACGGUGCGCAGCAUGGUCAACCUGAAGUCCAAGGAGGAGCUGGGCAUCAUCAAGCGCAGGGAGGAACCUUUACACUUCGUUGACGCGCUCCAAUGGGGAGAUCACCUCUUCUUUCCCUACUACACGUUGAAGGCCAGGUCGGGCAAUGACACGGAACCACCUAGCAUGGCUGUCCUGCGCCAGCUGCCCCCCUCAGAUGGUGGCCUUACUUUGCAAGGGCACGUUUAUUUGGACUGCGGCUGCAGAAGCCUCAUUGUUUCCUCCAGCCUUGUACGCCAGGGUGAGCGGGGCUGGUGGGUGGGUGUUUUCCGCCACAGCCACAAUGCCAAGGCCUGGAACACCACUGCUGUCUGCAUCUUUGAGAUGGAGGAGAUGAAGAAGCAAGCCUGUGCAUCCACACACUUCAAUAUGAACGGGAAGAACUGUGAGGCACCAUCAAUCAAGAAAUUACCUACCUUGAUUCACUCUGGAUUAGUGGCUGUUUAUGGCACAGUUGUUUUGAAUCGGAUAGUUCUCUUUUUGGGAACAGAUGAUGGACAGUUACUGAAGGCUAUUCUUAAUGAGGAUAUGGAAUCUAAUUGCCCAGAGAUUUUAUACGAAAUUGAGGAAGAAACCCCCAUUUUCCAUAAACUUCGACUUGAUCCAGUGAAUAAUAACUACAUCUAUCUGUCCUCUGCCAAUAAGGUGAGAAGAAUACCAGUAGCAAAUUGCGGUAGAUACGCUUUUGAGCAAGAGUGCUUAUCUGCAAAGGAUCCCUACUGUGGUUGGUGUUCUUUGAAUCAAAGGUGCACAUUAAAAGAAAAUUGUACACAUUCAAACAGCAUAAAUGGUUGGUAUAACAUUUCACAUGCACCCAGUAAAGAUCUGGAAAUCCUGCUAAGUUUCCCUGCCAAAAAUCAGGUUGUUGUGACUGCAAAUGUAAGCAAAAUCCUUACUUUCUGUAUGAUAAAAAUUGUAACAUCUGUUGAAAUAUUUUAUGAAAAUGUAGUGCUGAAAAAUUCGUCCUGCUCCUGCAAUCUAACCACUCCGAUGAUAACUGAUAAUGAUUGUCUAAUUCUCGAAGCAUCACUGUCUUCAAGCUCUUGGAAUAUCACACAAACAUUUCAGUCAAAAAACUGCUCACGUUGUAUACACAAGGGUGAAUGUGCCAGCUGUAAAUGGAAUCGCGUCUCUCCUGCCACCACCUGCCAGGAUAAUUGUAAUGCAACUGCUUCCAAGCGGAUCACCACUGCACAGAAAACAGAGCAUAUCAGUAUUCAAUCCAUUGAACCUUUGUGGAUUUCUACAUUAGGCAAAAGUGAAAUAACAGUCAAAGGAGAAAACUUUACACGUGCAUCAGGCAUAAAACUGAUAUUGACUGGAAUCACUGGCUGUAAACCAGACGUCAUUAAAGUUAGAAAUGUGCUAAAUGAUACGCAGAUGACAUUUGCUCUCCCACCAACACGUAAAGAAGCCAAAAGUAUAUGCAUACAGGCUAACGGGAAAAAGUGUUCACCACCAAUGACCCUGCAUUAUGUUUCACUGCCUUCAUGUUCUAGAAUCACACCAAAUACCUCCUGGAUCAGUGGUGGUCGCAAAAUUACUACAAUUGGUAGAAAUUUUAAUGUGGUGGACAGUGUGAUUAUUUCAGAUGACCAGAGAUCAAACCUCACAGUCUCUAGGUGUCCUGGCAAUGCAUCUGAAUAUCAUUACUUAACACCAAGCCUGAGCCAUGCAACUGAGGGGAAAGUUGUUGAUAUGAUGUUAAAAGUGGAUACUACCUUUAUACCAUGUGUCAAAUUACACUAUCACCCUGACCCAGUGUUCAUUAACUACCAGCUGCACACUGAACUGGAUCCUGAUCUGGAAUUAAAAAUAUAUAAAGAAAAUGAUAACUUGAAUAUUUCUAAAACUGAGGUAGAGGUUUAUCUGUCUUAUAUGACUGGUGCACAGACCAAAAAGAUAUGGUUCAGUGUCCAAAAUAUUACCAAAAAGCCAGACCGUAGCACCAUACUGUGCAAAUUCAAAAGGGAAGGAACAGAGAAGAUUGACUUUUCCACAGUGAAAGUUUUUGUCAAAUUGGGAAAUUUUGAGCAUGAAGUCAAACCAACAUCAUCAUACAUAUAUUUGUAUGUUCUUAUUUUGCUACCUAUUGUAGUGGGUGUCAUUAUAGCGGCAUUCAUAGUUACUCGAUACAAAUCCAAAGAGUUAACUCGUAAACAGAGUCAGCAACUUGAACUGCUGGAAUAUGAGAUUCGUAAGGAAAUACGCGAGGGAUUUGCUGAACUGCAGAUGGAUGAAUUAGAUGUGGUGGAUAGUUUUGGAACUGUUCCCUUCCUUGACUACAAACACUUUGCUCUUAGAACCUUCUUUCCAGAGUCAGGAGGCUUUGCAUCCAUCUUCAGUGAAGAAAUGCCACAGAGCAGAGACCAAACGAGCAAGGAUGAAAGCUUCAACAUGUUGCAUGCUUUAAUUUGUAACAAGAACUUUCUUGUUACUCUCAUUCACACCCUUGAAAAGCAGAAAAAUUUCUCUGUGAAAGACAGGUGCUUGUUCGCAUCCUUCUUGACUAUUGCAUUACAAACUAAGCUAGUUUAUCUGACCCAUAUUUUGGAAGUGUUGACAAGGGACUUGAUGGAGCAAUCAAGCAAUGUACAGCCUAAGCUCCUGCUCAGACGAACUGAAUCUGUGGUAGAAAAAUUGCUGACAAACUGGAUGUCUGUCUGCCUCUCUGGAUUUCUCCGGGAGACAAUUGGUGAACCUUUCUAUUUGCUGGUGACAACCCUCAAUCAGAGGAUAAACAAAGGACCUGUUGAUGCGAUAACUUGCAAAGCCCUGUACACACUUAAUGAAGACUGGCUGCUGUGGCAAGUGUCUGAAUUCAAAACAGUGACGGUGAACAUUAUCUUUGAAAAAGUCCCAGAAAAUGAGAGUGGAGAUGCCUGUCAGACUAUCCAGGUUAAUGUUCUGGACUGCGACACCAUAGGCCAAGCCAAGGAGAAGAGCCUUCAGGCUUUCUUUAAUAAGAAUGGCUUUCUCUAUGGCCUUCAGAUGGAUGAAAUCGGUCUUGAACUUGUGUCUGAGGAGCAGCAGAGAGAACUGUUAGAUAUUGAUGGUUCCUCAGAGGUGAUGGAGGAUGGGAUAAGGAAGUUAAAUACCAUCGGUCAUUACGAGAUUUCAAAUGGAGCAACCAUAAAAGUGUUUAAAAAGAAGGCAAAUAUCCGAUCAGAUGUGGACUACUCGGAUGAGCACUGUCAUUUGAUUUUACCAGACUCGGAAGCAAACAAAGAUGUGAAGGGAGCAGGUCACAAAGGAAAGCAAAAAUUCAAAGUGAAAGAAAUGUAUCUCACAAAGCUUCUGUCCACCAAGGUUGCAAUUCAUUCAGUUGUUGAAAAGCUCUUCAGGAGCAUUUGGAGUUUACCCAACAAUAAAGCACCUGUUGCCAUCAAGUACUUUUUUGACUUUCUGGAUGCCCAGGCUGAGAGCAAAAAAAUUACUGACCCUGAUGUGGUCCACAUAUGGAAAACCAACAGUCUUCCUCUUCGCUUCUGGGUGAACAUACUGAAGAAUCCCCAAUUUGUCUUUGAUAUUAAGAAGACUUCACAUAUAGAUGGCUGUUUGUCUGUAAUUGCACAAGCUUUCAUGGAUGCCUUUUCUCUAGCAGAACAGACCCUGGGGAAGGAAGCACCAACAAAUAAACUUCUCUAUGCUAAGGACAUUCCACUCUACAAGAAGGAGGUGAAAGCGUACUACAAAGCCAUCAGGGAUCUGCCUCCACUGACCACUGCAGAGGUUGAAGAAUUUCUAGCUCAGGAAUCUAAGAAACAUGAAAAUGAAUUUAAUGAGAAAGUGGCCUUGUUUGAAAUCUACAGAUACAUAGUGAAAUAUUAUGAUGAGAUUGUCAGCAAACUUGAGCGAGAACGGGGGUUUGAAGAAGUCCAGAAGCAGCUCCAGCAAGUAAAAGCCUUAUUUGAUGAAAAGAAAAAAUGCAAAUGGCUUUGAGCAGAGCACUGACUCACAGCAUCACUGUGGGGAAUUUUAAAUUAGUGCUACUGCUCCUGAAACUGUUUUGACUGAUUAUAUGUACAGGGUUUGAAACAUUUGGACACUCUUCUCCACUCUGACCAUUCAAGUAAUAUCUACAUUUGGAAAUUAAAUACGAGCAGGGUUACGUAUUCAGACACGGGCAUGUGAAAGUGAAUCUGGUGUUGGCAGGGCCAACAUUUUUAGGUACUUGAACACACAUAACCCUUUGGUUCAAAAUACUGUCUAAGUGAGCUUUCUGCUUACUUAAAAACAAGGUCGUAGGAGAUGUGCAAAAUACACUGUAAGUUCAGAGUUGCCUGUGUGAACUUGCAAGUUGCUUAGCUCGUUUUUUAAGAGGGAAAGCUGAUGUUUCGCUACAUCCUUUCAGCAGCUUGGCAAACUGUGAGGGUGAGCUCCGGCUUCAGAAUACGGGUCAGCUGCAGUUUCCUUCCUUCCAGUCAAAUGUUCACUGGUUCCUGUUCAGGGAAAAAAAA
Empidonax traillii (willow flycatcher) is the source of this 5024-nucleotide messenger RNA. It is a transcript of the gene PLXNC1, whose product is annotated as plexin C1. Gene Ontology annotation, molecular function: protein binding; semaphorin receptor activity. The transcript is spliced from 31 exons. The coding region runs from base 1 to 4506 and encodes 1501 amino acids. Gene Ontology annotation, cellular component: semaphorin receptor complex. The record is from RefSeq and is a predicted model, not a curated record. Lineage: Eukaryota; Metazoa; Chordata; Aves; Passeriformes; Tyrannidae. Gene Ontology annotation, biological process: positive regulation of axonogenesis; regulation of GTPase activity; semaphorin-plexin signaling pathway involved in axon guidance.